ACUAAAAUCUAGAAUUCAUAAAUAAAUUUAAAUAACAACAAACCUCAGUAAUUUUGAAGCAAAAACUUUGCCUCACACCAGCCAUUAUUUGCCAUGGGAUAUUUAUGACAUGCCGACGAGUCUCCCACCAAAGUCAGGCCUUCGCCUGCUCUCCGUCCCUGACAUGGCCUGGCCAGUACUCCUGGUGCUCAUCCACCUCAGCGGCACUAUCUCAGCCCUCAGCCUGCCCAACAUGACCUCAGCGGAUGCCGCUGCCGGCGGUGGCUCCAAUUCGCCUGUACUGCUGGCAGGAAAUCCCAGCGUUCUGGGUCCCAGCAACCUUAGCAAUCUGAGCAUGGGAGGUGGACUGGGACCUGGCAGCAAUGUCGGUGGUCAAGCCCAGCCGGAAUCGAGUGGAGGUGUCUCCCUGGGCGGAUCACCGGUUAGUGGGAGUAGCGGCAGCGGCGGAAGCAGUCCCAGCAGCGGCAGUGGCAUCAGUGGCAGCGGCAAUAACUCCGCCUUGACGCAGGCCGGAAAGGAUAAGCAGUAUGACAAGUGCUCGGGUCCCGGGGAUCCUGGUCCUUGCAAGCAAUACAUUUACAAGUGGCGCUACGAGCCGACCACCAACGAAUGCACCAACUUUAUUUGGGGAGGAUGCGAUGGCAAUCCACAGAACAGGUUUAGCACCGAGGCGGAGUGCCUGUUCCAUUGCAUCGGGGGACCACACACUCUGCCCCCAUUCCUGCAGUCCACCACCCGCGAGCCCAGCACCACGGAGAGUUCCCUGCUCCUUGGUUCACCGUACACCCAGAGUCCGGCCCAAUCGGCGGACGGAAUGGGCGGAAUUGAGGGCGGAGACGGAACAACACCGGUGCCCAUUGAGCAGCGCGGACCCGAGCUCACCUUCGCGGAGACGGGCCAGGAAAAAACUUUCAUUUUCGCGAAGAACAACACGUUCAUCCAAAUGGACGGCGACAUCAUACAGACAUUUCAAUUAAGACUUUGCCGUGAGAUUUCAUUUCAAUUCCGCACCCGCCUGCCGCACGGCCUGCUCGUCUAUCACAACGUUAAGAAUCCGGAUCGCAUUAAUUUGGACCCCUAUGCACUCUACGUGAUUGUGGAGAAGGGCCAGCUGAAGGUGGUCCAUGUCUUUGGCAAGCAUUCAACGAGUGUCACUGUGGGCGAGAGUCUGAAUCGAGACGAAUGGCACAGUGUUAUGGUGCGCAUCGAUGUCCAUGGCGCAAGAUUAAUUGCACGCGUCGACAAUAGUCAGGAGGAGGUCUAUCUGAAGGGACUGAAUCACGAGUACAACUACGGCGUCUCCACGAACCUGCCGUCGGUGGUCCUGGUCGGAGGCCUUUCCUCGGAGGAGAAGCUGCACGGUGUGAAAUACAUCACCGAGUCCUUUGUGGGCUGCAUACGAAACGUGGUCCUCAGCUCCGGCAAGGCCGCCUCCGACCUGCUGCCCAUCGCUCCCCUGGUGGCCACCAAGCACGAGAACGUCAACGAGGGCUGCUCCGACAUGUGCGAGUCCCGGCACAACCUCUGUUUCGUGGGAUCGCAUUGCAUCAACCACUAUGGUGGCAUAUCCUGUGAUUGCUUCGGCACCCACUACGAGGGCGAGCACUGCGAUAUAUAUACCGCCACUAUAAUUACGCUGCGUGGAGCCAGCUAUGUGUCCUACAGGAUAUACGACUGGAAGGAUCGUGUGCAUUCCUCCACGCGGCGAAUUAGCCUCAUGUUCCGCACAAACUUCGACGAUUCAGCCCUGUUCUAUGCCAGCGGAGAGUCCCUGAAGCAUCAGUAUAUUGCCGCUGCCAUUAAGAACCAAUCGAUUCAUGUGGAAAUGGACUUUGGUGACAAUGUGAUGAGCACAAUACUGACGGAUGAUUUGACCCGCGGUUACUGGCACAAUCUCACGAUAUUGCAUGAACAGCGAACGGUGAGCAUCAUACUGGAUCAACAGCAGAAGGUCCUGGAACUACCAGCCACGGCCAGUGGGAAUCUGUUGUUUGAUCCGGAGAUAUAUUUCGGCGGAGGACCCGAGCUGCACAAGAAGAAGGGCCUGGCCUCGCACAACAACUUCGUGGGCAGCCUGAAAUAUGUCUAUUACAACGACAUCUCCAUUCUGUACGAGCUGCAGCGGGGCAAUCCCAAGGUGCACUAUCACGGCGUGCUGGAGGCGGAGUUUGUCGAGAACGAAGUGAAUGUCAUACCCAUCACCUAUCCCUUUGCGACAUCACACAUUUGGUGGCCCAUAAAUCACGCCGAAGAAUUUAAUAUUAAAUUCGAUUUCCGCAGCAGUCGGCCAGGCGCGGUGCUGGCCUACAGUGACGUAACGACCAGUGCCGGAAAUGGUUUCUGGGAGAUACGUCUCACGUCGGACAAACUGAGCUUCGAUCUGGUCCCCGAUGUCAACAACAACGUAACCCACUCGACCACCAUCAAAAUCAAUAGGGCCACCUCCUGGCACAGCGUGGAGCUGGACUAUAAGCUGGGCGAGAUCCGGUUUACGGUGGAUUAUCGUCACACCCUCAGCCAGAUGUAUGGACUGACCUUUAACAUUGGCGACAAGCUGAUCAUUGGCAGUAGCCUAAAGUCAGCGGCCAUGGGCCUAGUGGGUUGUAUCCGCGACAUAGAGAUCAAUAAUCACCUGAUCGAACCCAGGCAUGUGGUCAAAACGGAGCGAGUGGUGGGAGAGGUGGCCCUGGACAACUGCAACUAUAUAGAUCCCUGCAAGAGACCCAAUACCUGCGAGCAUGGCGGCAAGUGCUUUGUGAAGGACGAUCGUGUCACAUGCGACUGCAAGCACACAGGUUACAUUGGCAAAAACUGUCAUUUCACAAAGUAUCGAAAGACCUGCGAAGAGCUGGCCCUCCUGGGCUUCACCAAAUCGGAUGUCUACCUCAUCGACAUCGAUGGCAAUGGCGUGUUUCCGCCCGCCCAUGUGAAAUGCGAUUUCCAGAGCCUUGAAAAUGCCACCAAGACAAUUGUGGAGCACAAUCUGCCCAGCCAAGUGGAUGUGCGAUCUGCCAGGGAGACGGAUUUUAGCUUCAACAUUCGCUAUCGAGAGUUCUCGCCGCACAUGCUGCAGGAGCUCAUUUCGCACUCACUGUACUGCACGCAGUAUAUCAAGUACGACUGCUACCGGGCCCAGUUGGAGCUGCACUCGGCCACCUGGUUCACUUCCUCGGCCAAGAAUCUCACCGUCGACUUCCUCGGCAAUGUCAAGAGAGGCGCCUGCCCGUGCUCCGUUAACAAGACGUGCGUGGACCCGAAUCAAUCAUGCAACUGCGACGUGAAGGAGAACAAAUGGAAUUCGGAUGAGGGCUACUACCAGGAUCCGCACAGUUUGGGCAUCACCAACAUGUACUUCCUGCAGCAGAAGGAUCUGGACGAUGAGGCCCAGGGACGCAUCACUCUGGGGCCAUUGGAAUGUGUGGAGACAAACACGCAAAAGUACGUGGUUACCUUUACCACGUCGCAGUCGUAUAUCGAGGUGCCUGGAUGGCGUAAGGGCGACAUCGCCUUCUCGUUCCGUACCACCGGCGAGAAGGCCAUCCUGCUGUUCCAGCCACCGAUCCGCGCCCACUAUCCCUCGUUUAUGGUGGCCCUGACCGGCGACGACCAGCUCACGUUCACCUUCACCCUCAGCACGGGGACCACCCGCGAGCUGGUCAUUAACUCGCACCGCCGGCUCAAUGGCGGCGAGUGGCAUAAAAUAUGGAUCGACUACAACCAGUAUCAUGUGCGCUUCAUGAUAAACACCGAUUACCAGAUGCUCGAUUUGCUGCCCGAGGAGGAGUUCGGACCGUUCGAGGGCAGCAUGUACAUUGGCGGUGCCACAUUCGACCUGCUGAAGAAGCUGUCAGUAAAGGCCGGACUCAUUGGCUGCUUCCGGGGCCUGGUGGUCAACGGGGAGAUCCUGGACAUUUACAGCUACAUGUCGGUGCAUCUGUCGGAGAUUAUCAAGGACUGCAAGCCCUCCUGUGUCCCAUCGCCCUGUCGCAACGGAGCCCAGUGCAAGGAGCUCUGGAGCAGCUUCAAGUGCGUCUGCAACAAUCCCUGGGCUCACAUCGGAGAGUUCUGUGAGACAAACAUUAACGAAAAGGCUCUGACCUUCAUCAACCGUGAGUCCUUCCUGAUGCGAAGCUAUCUGAGUGUGACCGCCACUCCGGCCAUCUUAAUGCACGGCAUCGAGGCCGAACGGGAUGUCCUGAAGGGCAUCCUGCACCAGGAUCUACUGAUUAAUCUGCGAACCUACGAUACGAAUGCUUUGGUCCUUUAUGCCAACGAUCAUUACAACAACUUUGUGCACCUGUACAUCAGCCUGAAUCGGGAGAUAGUAUUUCUGUAUAAUUAUGGCGAUGAAAUUGUAAAUCUUACUCUGCUGGACGAUACCCUGGUGGCCUCACUGAAGAGCAUCCAGGUGGCCAUAGUUCGGGGAGAGCAAGAAACUCGGAUGCAUGUAAAUCAGCGAAGUGUGAGCAUCGAUAGGGGAACCCUGCUCCUAGAUGAAUAUGCCAAUAAGCCAUGGAGUAAUCCGGAAAAGGAGGUUCUCUCGCCACACCGUCCUCCAGCCCCGCCCACCGAGUACUUCCAGCUCCACGUGGGCGGCUAUGAUCCGGCGAAUUUGCUGCGACCGAAUGUGGAUGCACCCGCUCUCGACGGCUACAUCGGUUGUGUGCGGGGUUUGAAAAUCGGAGCGCAGUUGAUCGACUUGGCGGAAAUCAAUGAAAGGAAUAUAGCGCCCAUCCAGGAUGGCGUUCUGCCCAACUGCCAGAUUAAAUGCGAUGCGGAGCCUUGCAAGAAUGGCGGCACCUGCCAGGAGCAUUUCGCUGAGCAGGUCUCGACCUGUGACUGUGAGCACACCAGCUUCCUGGGAGAGUUCUGCUCCGAGGAGAAGGGAGCCGACUUUAGUGGCGAGUCCACGUUGCAGCGCAAAUUCGAACUACUGCCGGGCAUGGGUCGCGUUGACUAUGUCCGCCUGCAGCUGGCCUUCUCAUCCUUCGACCUGCGACGCGCCAACCGCAUUAUGCUGCUGAUGCAGACGGCGGCCGAGCGUAGCUAUUACCUUCUGCUGGCCAUCACCUCCGAUGGCUACCUGCAGCUGGAGGAGGACCGGGACAAUGGGCGCACUGUGGGCGCAAGGAUCGAUAGGAAUUUCCUGAACAGCGCCAGGCACUCGAUCUAUUAUGUAAGAAAUGGCACCCAGGCACAGCUCUAUAUAGAUCGCGAGCAGGUGCCGCUGACGGAGUUUGCCGCUCGUGUCCUGACCACUGGCGGUGAGGCGGGCUCGAAUCGUGUCCAGAUCGGUGGCAUUAACAGCACAGACUCGCGGUUUGCCGUCUUCAAGAGCUACAGCGGCUGUCUGUCGAACAUCUAUAUACAGGUGAAUGGGCAGGUUAUGAAGCCACUCGAGGAGUACAUGCUAUUCACAAAGUCCGGUGCCGACAACAUAACGGUCAUCAAUCCGCAGGGCGUGAGGAGCGCCCAAUGCAACGCCAAAUUCGAUGUGAGCGAGCAGCCGACACAGGAGCCCAUGGUCAACGUUAGCAUGAUCCCAGAGCCUUGGGUGGAGGAGCCGCCCGCCCGUGUCCCUUACAUUCCGAGAUUCGUGUACGAUGAGAACAAGCAGGAGGACUCCACGCAGGUCGUCUUCCUCACGCUGACCAGCGUCUUUGUCAUCAUCGUGAUUUGCUGCCUGCUGGAGGUGUAUCGCAGCCACUUGGCCUACAAGAAGCGCAUUGAGCGGGAAACGGACGAGGACAUCAUCUGGUCCAAGGAGCAGGCAACUAAGAUGCACGAGUCGCCAGGUGUAAAGGCUGGCUUGUUGGGCGGGGUGACGGCGGGAUCGGGUAACGGUCUGCCGCCAUAUACCUAUAAGGCGUUGCCACAGGAGGACAAAAAGCCUGGCAAUGGCGCCCCUUUGGUGGGCAUCUUAAAGAACGGCAGUGCCACGCCUUCUCAGCCUGGAACGCCCACUGCCCUGUCCAAGAACGGAGACAUUGCCUCCCGCAUUGAAGAGGAGGAAGAGGAGGAGGAGCAUACGGCCACCGCGGAGACGGCAGUGGAUAAGGAAGGCGACAAGGUGGAGACGCAAAAGGAGACCCCCUCCAGUGAAGUGAAAGAUGCACUGUCUCAGUCACCUGAGCAGGUGCCGAAGGAUACCACGGAUGCCUCGGCAAAUGCUGAUCCUGCAACAGAGCCUCCCACACCGCUAUCCACCCCACAAAAUGGACUCUUUUCUACAGGAAAUGAUGGCCUGAGUCAGGGAGGAGGGGAUGUACUAGUGGAGGUGCCUAGUCUACCGCAGCAACAUGAAAUUCAAAAGCAGCAACAGCAGCGACAACUGCCGCAAAGAGGAGCCAGCUCCAAGCGACGCAAGCCAGGAUCCGGGGGAAAUGGAGGUCCUGCCGGGACAGCAGCAGCAACAGCAGCAACAGCAGCAGCAGUGGGACCGGCAACAGUGCGGCGACAAGUUUCUUGGGGCCCGCCAAUCGUGGCCGAAACAGAUGUGGACUUGGCCAGCAAUCCAAACUCAAACUCAAACUCGAGCUCCAGCAAUGGUAAUCGCAAGGCGGGCACCAAGCAGAAUGGCUACCAUGGCGUCAAUAGACGGGCCACAACGACCAGGAACUGAUGGAAAGCGAAACGAAUGCACAAAAUUUUUAGCCACAAAAAGAAAUAUGUAUAAAAGCAUAAAUAUUUAGGCGAAUUGAUGGCAAGACAACAACAAAAACCGAGCUGAAUAAACAAGGCACCAGGCAGCCGAGUUGAGAGCCAAAAACAAAAGCAAUUUGUAUAAAUAAAAGACAAAGUCAAAAGUGCGACAGAGACGAAGACAAAACAAAUAAUAUAAAUUGAAAAGAGGCAAGUCCUUGGAUUGUUGUAUAAAGAAAACUGUCGGCCCAUAUUCCUCAAAACUGCGACGGUACGAACUUUCUUUCCUUGCACAUAAAUUUUGAAAUGCAAGCAAUUUGGUUAAAUAUGUCAUGCUCUUGGCUUGGAAUUUAAGACUUUGGUUUAAAUGCAAUUUGAACGAUAAACCAAAAAGGAUACAUUCUUUACAAAACCGAAACUAUGUUUAGAAUUAGUUAGAAAUAAAUCUAUAUAUUUUGAUAAAAUUUAACCAGAAAAAAGCUUUAUGAAUUAAGAAAAAUGUUAGGAUAGCUUAAGAAUUUAUUUGAGAGUAUUUUUUGAUAAAACAAACAAAUACAGUAAAUGAAAUAUAGGACAGGAUAACAUUAUCUUUUCUCAACUCAUAAACUUAAAUUUAAAUUGAUACCUUUUAAAGUUAAGUUGCAAAUUGCUUUUGUACAAUUUUUUUUAAAGCGAAAACUUGCCUCCAUUUUUAGUUUUAAGAAUUGCACAACUUUUAUUCCUUUCUUCACUUUUCCUUGAUAUUUUUUGUUCCCCUUUUUCUUUUUUGUAAAUUUCAUUCUUUUGCUGUGUGAUAUACGAAGGUACGGGCAAUGAAGCCAACUGAGGGAGAAAUGAGAACACAACCUUAACUUGUUUCAUAUUAAACGAUGAGAAAUUA
This is a messenger RNA of Drosophila kikkawai, 7522 nucleotides long. RefSeq names its product axotactin (gene axo). The record is from RefSeq and is a predicted model, not a curated record. NCBI's taxonomy places the organism in Eukaryota, Metazoa, Arthropoda, Insecta, Diptera, Drosophilidae. Gene Ontology annotation, molecular function: serine-type endopeptidase inhibitor activity.